AUGAAUCGUGAAGACAUAAAGGAAGCAAUCUCAACAUAUCUACCUGACCUGGCUGCUCAAACUCUUACAUCCCUCCUGGAGGUGUUGGAAGGGCUUGGUGUUGAGAGUAGAGCAGACCUUAUUUUUCUUCAAGAGAAUGAUCUGGUGAGAUGUCUUCGACCAAUUCAGUUCCGCAAGCUGCUGAAUGGCCUUAAGAAUGAAGCACUUCCAGUAGUUGAAAUGGAAUUUGCAGCUGUCCCCUCUUCACCUCUCACAAGUACUCCUGAUCCCCAAUCCUUGAGUUCAGCAACAAGUUCAAGCCCCUCUUUGCCUUCAUCUCCACAUGCUGGCAGGCCAUGGUAUACAGACUUUCAGGUCAGAUGGAACAUGAUGCCAGCAGCAAUUCGAAGAGCAUUGUCAAAUCACAAAAGACCAUCACCAGGGGACAGAAAAGACAUGGUAAGGGCAGUUGUUGACCAGAUGUUUGAGCAUGAUCUCAACCCAACAAGAGCAAUAUGUCACAGCAUCGCCCGGAGCAUUGUACGGGAAUACCCUAAAUGUUUUGCUGAUGUUGGGAAGAAAGGUGACAUUGUUGGAGAUGGCAGUUACUCUCUCCUCCAACAAAUUAAAGCAAGAGUGGAAUACAAGAACAGAAAAAAUUCCCUUGCACGGCGUCGCAGAGAAAAACGGCCACGCACUGCAGUGGUAGAGGGGGGCAGACUAACAGCAAGAGGCCCUGUGGAUCAGUAUGGCUGUGUGAGGUGGAGUCCUGCAGAACUCCCAUCUGGAGAAACUAUGGAGAGCUUGAAUGAAAUCAAAAAACAACUGUCUAACAUCUAUUCGGAGAAAGGAAUUGGCGGGGAAGAGACAGCAGAACCUCUGAUGGAGAAGACAUAUGUUAUUCAACGCCAGUACCUUAACAGUGUCCCUGCACCAGCAGUUGCAGAGAUUCAGAAGGAGUGGCCUUUUCUUUUUUCACAGAAAGGCCUUUACAACCACUUCGGCCUACUGACAGAUGUCUCCAUCCUUGUUAAAAUGCAAGAGGCCAUGAACAACAAAGGCAGUACCAUCAUUCGGUUUUGCCAGGAACUCAGCCGUCAUCCCAAAAUUGAAGAAAUCCUAGCUGAUUACGAGCCAGAGACCUCAAACAAGGCUGUAUGUGUUCUUCUACUCCUGAUGGCGUACUUCAAAGAACCCAAAACAUCCAUCAUACUUGAGGUCGAUCCAUGUGCCACUGCUGCGGAUGUGCAAAGGACACAGGAGCUGCCAAGCACCCCCUGCUUGAUUGUACAACGUGACCUGAUGAAGCCAAGGGCAUGGCUGUUGUCGAUCGAGGAACAAGUGGUGAUGGGACCACACAGGAACAUGUUAAACGGGUUGGCUGCGCUUUUUUCCAGCUUCUACAAUUUUAAUCUUCAGUACCCUGAAGAGAGUUCCUGUACUUUGGAGUUUAUUCAGAGAUGCUUCCUGGGUAUCAAUCCAGAAAGUGGAUCCAAGACAAAGAGGAAGCGUGGAGGCAUCAAUGCACAUGUAAGCACUCUAAUGCGCAAACUGGUAGAUUUUGAGUGGCAGGGAGUGUAGGAUUUUUUCAACUUGAGAGUAUCCAAAAAAAGUUGAACUAUCCAUACAUUAGUUGGAAUCGUUGUACUGUUGUACAUUUUUGCACAUUUUAAUUUUAAUUUUUAAAGCUGUUUGUAAAGGGUGUCCCAUUUGUCAUGACCCCUUGUUUCCAUUUGCAGCCAUUUUGAUUUCAUUUAUUGUUUUUAAUAUUUACGAUUUGUUCUGAAUAAGUUGGGGGCAUGUUUAACUGCCUAUGAAUGUUGCUGUUGAAUGUAAUUGUACUUUGCACUUAUAAGCUUGAUUAAAAAGUGAAAAC
Molecule: messenger RNA, 1855 nt
Organism: Toxotes jaculatrix (banded archerfish)
Lineage: Eukaryota; Metazoa; Chordata; Actinopteri; Toxotidae
Exons: 5
Coding region: 1-1560 (519 amino acids)
Source: RefSeq, a predicted model, not a curated record